Varroa destructor (honeybee mite) is the source of this 4763-nucleotide messenger RNA. RefSeq lists its product as uncharacterized. Lineage: Eukaryota; Metazoa; Arthropoda; Arachnida; Mesostigmata; Varroidae. The record is from RefSeq and is a predicted model, not a curated record.
AGAAUACCGACCCAGACACACGCGGGUUUUCAUGUGUCCUGGCUUCGCCUCCGCGCACAAAAUCAAAACAUUCCAUUAGUGAACAUGUUGAUGGAGUGUCGGUCUAUUAUUGUAAGCAAGGCCGUUAUCGCGUGAAAGCAUUUUCGAUUUCUAAACGUUGCUUGCCCUCCCACGAUAAAGUGUUUAGUCGCUUAACAUUUACCAGAAAACGCCCUUAAGAUUGGUGAAUAUCAUCUUUGAAAGAACGAAAAGUAACACACUUAAGUGUAGUUGUGAACAAUAAUUGUGGUAAUGGAUAGGCUUACGCCCGCUCAGCAAGCGGUGCUUGAGCGGAUCGAGAGAAAAAAAGAAUUAGAAGCCAAAAAACUCUUGAAGAGAAAAGGAAAGAAGGCGCCUACCACUGCGACCUCAGUUAAGCCCGAUGAGAAGCCAAGUCAGCAGGGUCAGGGGGACGCAGAAAUUGUAACGAGCGCUGUUGAAUCGAAGAAAUCGGCACAAAUCGAAGAAGACCAAAAAUUAAAGGUUUAUAGCCUGUCUGACGACACUGAGGAAGCUAAUGAUGACCGGAAGAAAAGGAACGUAUCUUCUGCAACAGGCGACGUGAGUGAUUUGAAAACCCCACAAUCUCGAAGUCGAAGAACGGAUGUGCUUUCCGGAAAAAGUGAAGCAACCGAAGCACCCUUAAUUUCUGGAGAAGCUGCUGUGGCGACAAAAGGAAACCGGGGACGAAAAACGAUGUCGGCUCUGGAAAACCCAAUUUCUGAAGAGUCGGCCAUGACACCAGCUCAGCUGGAAGUGCUGGAGAAAUUGAAAAAAAAGCAAAGCGAUAAUCCGAAGGGAAAGAAAUCUGUGAAGUCUGCGACCGUCACCGAACCCGAAAUGGAAACUGAUUCUGAUACAUCGUUGAGUCUGACUGUUGUAGAACCCGUCGUCAAGAGCCGACGAAAGACUACUCAAGCCGACGUAUCCAUUCAGGAACAUCCAAUGACAUCAACAAUGAUCGAGACUUCCGUAAGAGGUCGUCGAAAGACCCUCAACGCCGACUUAAGCAUUGUUGUUCCUCUCAGCACUAAAAGCGAACCUGAAAAAGCGAGCAAGAAAAAAACAUUGCCGAAAAUUAUUGAUCUUGAUGAAUCCGAUGGUGACCUCGAACCUGAUGAACCAAUGAACAUGACUCAGUUAGCUGUUAUGGAGCUCAUUAAAAAGAAAAAAGAAGCCGAAGAAGCAAAAUCUUCCAAGGGCCGUAAAAGUCGUGCUACAGAUGUGUCGAAUAUGGAGGAGCCUUUAGAGGAGUCGGCGCCUGGGGAGAAUAACAAACAAGUUGAGGAUAUCUCCAAAAAAGCUGCAAAAGCGCAGCGCCAGUCGUUAACUCCCAAUCAAAUUGCUGUCAUGAAGAGACUCCAACGCAAGCACGAUCAGACCAUUAAAAUCGCUUCGUCUGACGACAACUGUGAGUCGGACGCCUCAUCUUGUAGUGCUCCAAGAUUUACAGACACCGCGGUGGCAAGUACUGAGCAGGACGUCGAAUUCCAGAGAACGAAGGAAUUCCUAGACAUCUUGAAAGAGGGCAGCAGACGUGCAAGUUAUCGGCUCGUAUUAAAGGAACUUGUCUUAGCUGGAGUUACAGAAGCAGUUCAGAAGCUAAAGCCACUGUCCGAUGUCCAGAAGGACCUUGUAGCAACGUGCCGACAACAGAUUUUGGGUGAUGAGUGCCUGCAGUCUAGCGGGUCAUCGGACGUGGUCCAGAAAAAGUUCGCUAGAAAGAGGCGUGUCGAUGAAGAUCAGCCCUCAAACGCGAAGGUGAAAAGGAAGCUCGGCGAUUCUAGUAAAAGUAAGACCAGUUCCAGGGGCAUCGAAGAGGACGAUGAGGUAGACACCGAUGCGACAGAAGAUAUUGUGACCCAAAAAAAGCGACCAAAGAAGGUGCCGAAACCGCAGUCUCCGGAAAUCACAUCCGAUGACAACGAUCAUAUGGAGUGCGAUAUGUUGUCGCGGAAGAAAGAGACCAAGACGACAUUUAUUAUUUUUGACACGAAUGCAUUCCUCCAUAUCUACCCGUAUUGCAAAGCUGUCCUCGAAUGUGACAAAGUUGAGGCCGAUGAAGAUUUCGAAAGUAUCACGAUGUUUGCGAUAUUCGUCGUAGUCCGUGAGCUGGAUGGCCUUUCAAAAAAAAAUAGCUUCAUUCGUCAGACAGCAGUGAAUGCUAUCCGGCUCAUUCACGGUGCACUUCAGGACAACAAUCCACGUAUUGAGGGCCAAGAUUUCUCUGCUUCGCAAAAGCGCCUUGACGGAAGCACGUUAAAUGAUGACUACAUUCUUAAGAGUGCGGAAAUCGUCAGUAAGCGAGGCGAUUCCGUGGUAGUGGUAACCGAUGAUACAAACCUUCACGUGAAAGUUGCUAUGAUGAGAUUACAAGCCCUAAGUCUUAUCGAUUUCAUUGCUCGCUUUCAUUGGCUGACGCCAAUCGUAACUGCGAAUCUCGUAACUGAUAUGAAAUUAAUUGGCGAAGAAGCCAUUGCUUUAUUUGCUGAAACGGUGGUGACAUCGAUCGUGCUAAAGGCUGUCAUGGCCCAGCUAUCACCAAUGCCUAUGGAGGAACGUCGGGAAUUGUUUCCGUCGAAAAAGCUUGCAAUCACAUUGGCGUACACUCUCAAGUACAAGCGUCUUCUUGAGGAGAGAGGGGAGCCUUUUGCAUCUCUGAACUACGACAGGGUGGCGACAACGUUAAAUGCGCUUCAGAAGUAUCGUGAAGUCGAUUCGAAGAAUCCCGAUCGGAUGAAGCACUAUGCUCGCUUCCUUAGUAGCGCAGUUACACUUUUGCGAAAUAUAGCCGCCUUCUUUCCCAAUAUGCAGACCCGCGUAGAUCUUGUAGCAAGUUUGAGCAAUGCAUAUCAGCAUCACUUGCCCACAAACGAACGUGUACAACAUCAGGCCCCAGAACCUCAGCAACGGCGUUCUCGACUAGAUCCCGCUACUCUAUCAAAGCCGUACCUACAAAGGACGAUCCCACCCGUCCGAAAAACUCUUCUUCCCACGCCACCUAGCGUAAACGUAAUGGAGCCUCCUGUAGCUCUCGAGUCAAUCGCCGUCAGUGGAACCCAGAUGAAUGCGACCACGGUAGCUAUGCCAGUCCACAAGUCGAGACAAAUACGGCAGAAUCAAGGAAAUAAAAAUGAAGAAUUCGAUGUCGGUAACAGGCCAGACGAACCUGUAUACUUUUCGUUUUCCGAAGGGCAAAGAACGGCUGAGCCGUCGCAGGCGCCUGCCCAGCCGUUACAUGCAGCGUUAGCUAGCCCGGCCCGCUAUUCAUUCACUGCUUCAUCACCACCUGCAAGACAACAACAUGUUCCUUCAACCCAUGUGGCGCCUUCAACUGGCCCGAUUACCCCGUUAGGCAGAACAGGAGCAACAAGCGGUCGUCAAGCUAGUCCUUAUGCCGCUUGUCAAGAACUUAUAUCGACCGACGUUAUAAAGACGGUAUAUAAUUAUUUUCAGCAAUUCGGCACCUCCGUAUGCAAUUACACAGGUAGCUGUUGUGUAAAGAUGGGUGUACGCUUUACCUUGGCAUUCACUGCGUCCGGCGCACAGCUUGAGGCAUCAUUACAUGAAGUGACGGAAUCGUUUGGUCGAGUACUCCAAGCGAUGAAGAAGCUAAUCACAGAUGCUACAGUGGAAAAUGCUCGGUUAUUUCUGCAAUAUUCGGCCGAGGUGAUGAGACUCAUUUGUAAAGCUGAUCCUAACCUGGUCACGCCUCUACCGGACAUUUCGCCUAACGGCCUCUUACAAUUUGUCACGGAUUCGGGUGCUUCGCACUGCAAUAUUGCAAUUAUCACUCAACCAUUGUCCUUCUCAGCGAGAAAAGUAAGGAAGAGAACUAUCAGCUACUUUGAAAAAACGAGCCAGAGAGGAGUAGAACUAUCGUUGUUUUUUAAAUUACGUUAGUGCGUCUUUCGAGGUUGAUUGAACGUGAUAAAUCGUAUGAUUUUCGCGAGGAAACUGACAUACAUGUGUACAUUUUUGAAAAGGACCAGCCGUCAAAACUUUACUAUAAUGCCUAACUCGAUUAGAAAGUAGACAGUAGCACAUCGUCGAAGCACCGACGGAAUUAUCGAUGGUUAAGCCUAAAGAGAAAAUGUAUUUCGACUUAUGCCAAAGGGCAUAUUAAUGUCAAAGUCAAAUGAUGUUAACAAUUUAUUACGAUUUUCCGAUGUUUUCAUUUUCUCUGGUUAUUAAGCAAAUAAAAUGAUAAUUGGUAGUACUGCUGUAUUUGAUCUGAUUUUUAAAUAAACCACUAGCCACUAAUUAAUAUACGGUCUUUGAAAAAUAAAUGACUAAUAAAUAAGUUCUAAAAGAAAAAAAUGUUCCUGAGCUUUUAGGAGUAGUCAGAACAGAGGCUAAUGCAUUUUAAUUAGACCGAUUUUAGUUUUCAGUAAAAUGAUCGACGUUUCUUUGAACAACAGCCCCUCGCAUUGAACAGUCUACGAGAAUACAUGUUGGACUCCAGCGUUGCACAACGAUAAACGUAACUCGCUUAUCAACCUCCAUAUUUUAAGUUUUACAUCCGGUAUCGCCGUUAGGCUUUCCACCACACAUCUGCGUCCAGUACGAAACGAACCAUAGAUCUAUACUCAAAUUCGAAUCUAUAUAACAACGUGUCCCUAAAAUUAGCGUGCAAAUACGCCAUUCACUACGCUAUCAUAAGGACUCUCAAGCCUAUUCCUGCUAAGUGUUGAUUUUAGCUCCAUGAGAAACAAAAAAAAUUG